CAGAAUGCUACUGAGAUCAAUUCAACGUCAGAGGAAAAUCUUCGUUUCAACAUCGAGUGUUCGACAAAACGCUUAAGUACAAAAAGUACAAAAAUUGGCUACAAAAUUGUCAUCGAGAAAAACAUAAGCCCUUCCAAGUCUCCUCCAAUUUGCACCUAUGAAUAUAAUAUAAAGUACCUGGGUACAAUAUAAUAAUACAAACAUAUUUCUAUGGAUAGAACGAUACAGAAAUAACAACAGAAGGAAAUUACGAUCGUAGAACACAACAAUUGACCUUCCCCACAAUCACAUACACUGCACCGACCACUAACGAAUCAUAACGCACAUACAAAGAUAUACCUCUACAAGUAAUAAUUAUAUUAAGUCAGACCAGUUAAGAAAAAUAUGAUUACAAAUAACAAUGUUUCUGGACCUUAUACUAUAAGAUGCUAUUAGUGUCCACGUGUCUCAUAAAUAAUUAUGAUACUUUAUGUACAUAUUUUGAUCUUGGACUUUUUGAUAUUAAUCAACUAUAAUAUUUACUUCUUAUAAAUUAUAAUUAUUUACAGCAAACAUUCGUAAACACAAUUAUAGAAACAACCAGUGGCGACGAACUUGGGGUUCAAGUCUGGUCAAGGCCAGGCGAAAUUUUUAGUGGAGUAAUUGGAAAACGAAUUGAAUAUUCAUGUGAAAAGACUCUGGAGGAUGAUAAACAAAGUUGCCAGGUUGACAGUAGACCACCAACUGCUAACAACAGGGAUCUAGAUUUACUGCGCAAUCAAGUUAUAAAGAUCAUGACGGAAACUUUAUGGCAACGAAUAUUAGACAAAACUAGCAUCAAAAGUGUAUGCCAAAGGCAAUCUGUGUUAGAAUCACGACGAAAUUCUUCCGGUCGAAUAGAGUCUGCGUUAAUUGUUUCGUCGAUACUGCCGGCUAACAGACCGUCAAUAAUGUUUAAGUCCCGAUCGAAUUUAGAAACUGUUAACAAAACCUGCAGUGGACUUGUAUGCCAACAGAAAAAUAACAAAGAAUAUAAAAAAAAACCAUGGCCAAAAAGCAACGUCAAAAUUUUACCACCUAUCGAAACACAUCAAAUGGUAAGUUAUUUAAUCCUUAAUGCUCCAUCUAUAAUUCAAAGUAUGACGCACUAGAGAUAAAUAAUAAUAUGUAACUACCACGUUUCGUGUUUUGCGCAACCCGUACCUAUAUAAUUAAUAAAAUAAUUGGAAUAUAAUGUAUAGGUAUCGAUAACAAUGAAGUCAAUUAUAAUAGUAGAAUGUAGCUGGUCUAUUAUGACGUAUCUAGGUUCUUAUUCAUACCAAUGGCGGAUCCAUGGUUUAAUUUUUUUUUUUUUUUGGUGGGGGGGGGAGCUCCUAAAAAAUACUUCUAAGCCAUCAUAACAUAAUACAAUAUAAUAU
Messenger RNA from Acyrthosiphon pisum (pea aphid), 1397 nucleotides. RefSeq lists its product as uncharacterized. The transcript is spliced from 3 exons. The record is from RefSeq and is a predicted model, not a curated record. Lineage: Eukaryota; Metazoa; Arthropoda; Insecta; Hemiptera; Aphididae. Bases 774 to 1130 code for a protein of 118 amino acids.